Arachis ipaensis is the source of this 503-nucleotide messenger RNA. The record is from RefSeq and is a predicted model, not a curated record. Lineage: Eukaryota; Viridiplantae; Streptophyta; Magnoliopsida; Fabales; Fabaceae.
AUGGAAAGAGAUGAAGUAGUUAAAAUUAAGAUCAUCCCUCCAUCUGGCUGUGGGAAGAAAAUCUAUGAAAUUGAUCCACUUUUGCUCACUCACCGCGACCAUCUUGAUUUCUGUUUCGGACGAUACUUGAGAUUGCGAGAGGAUAUCGACAAGCAUGAAGGUGGCCUAGAUCCAUUUUCUCGCGGCCAUGAAAAUUUUGGCUUUAGGCAGAGUAUCACAGGAAUUACUUAUAGAGAAUGGGCACCAGGAGCUAAGUCAGCAGCAUUAAUUGGAGACUUCAACAAUUGGAAUCCAAAUGCCGCUGUAAUGACUCCGAAUGAAUUUGGUGUGUGGGAGAUCUUCUUGCCAAACAAUGCAGAUGGUUCGCCACCAAUUCCUCAUGGAUCUCGAGUCAAGGUAUGCUUAUGCAGAUGGUUCGCCACCAAUUCCUCAUGACAUCGAAGCACCAAUAUAUAUCGUGAAAAAAUGAACAGGAAGAAGUGUAUGAAAGAAGAAGGAGAAGA